ACGACGACAACACCGUUCACUCUAUACCUUUCCUGCCUCCGAGUGACCCCGAAGGCCAAAACAACAGCUCUGAUUCUGAAGUCUGAACCCCCACAAUACAGAGCUUCCUUCCAUUUCUGCCUUUACCAGCUAUACCCUAGUCUGUGUCUCAUCUCUCACAUCUCUCCGCCGCUGCCGCUUGAUACACACGUGCAGGUUGCACACCGCCACCGUGCUCCACGGCACCGACGUCGUAUGCAGCUGCCGCUCAAGCCCUACACCACGUCACCGCUGCCCACCUGUAUGCCCUCUGUUCCAUCGGUUCUCCGCACCUCGCCUUGCCGGUGAGACCCUCGGCCUUUCUCUCCCUCUGUUUCACCUCUCCGAUACACACUCCUCAGCCGCACCUCCACACCACGCUACCGUCGUCCUCCGCUCCACGACCACUGUUUCCAGUCCCUCGGUCUCUGCCUUGCAGUUGCCACCUUUCACGGCUCGCACUCCGUUCAUCCAGAACACGUUGCCGUUUUUAGCACGUCGUACCCCAGCACCGUGGAGACUGCAGCGCCACAAGCCCCGCAACACGACACCAUUCAAUCCGUGCCGUUCCAUCACCGAGUCCAGUUGAACACCGCCUGAAGCCUGGUGAGAUGGCCAGAUGGGACGAGAUUCUCUCCCUUCCUGUACAGAAUCCUCCAACCUUGGAAUUUUCUUCUGCUGACCUUGUGUGGUCAAAGGUGGAAGGUUGGCGUGACAAAACGAAUAGAGUUGUUCUAAUCCCAUUUGCCAGAGUGGAUGAUUUUGUAAGGGGUGAAUCUGCAAAUAAAGAGUGUCCAACGAGAUUUCAUGUUGAAGCAAGGCGGCGACGACCUCCAGAGAUGGCAUACAAGCCAAAGGUGGAUGGCAUUCUUGAAUAUAUUCUGUAUUGGUGUUCUUUUGGUCCUGAUGACCACCGGAAGGGUGGCAUUGUACGACCCAGUAGAACUACGUAUGUCCCAAAAAAGAAAAAUGCUGGCAGACCAAAUACUAAGAGAGGAUGCACUUGCCACUUUAUCGUGAAACGCUUAAUUGCUGAACCAUCAGUAGCACUCAUCAUAUAUAAUGAAGAUAAGCAUAUAGAUAAAAAAGGGCUGCCUUGCCAUGGUCCACAAGACAAGAAGGCUGCUGGAACACGUGCUAUGUUUGCCCCAUACAUCUCAGAGGACCUCCGUCUGCGUGUCCUAUCUCUACUAUAUGUUGGUGUUUCUGUGGAGACCAUAAUGCAAAGACACAAUGAAUCAGUAGAGAGACAGGGCGGUCCAUGUAACCGUGAUGACCUUUUAACCCAUCGGUAUGUUCGGAGACAGGAGAGGAGCAUCCGACGUUCUACAUAUGAACUAGAUGUAGAUGAUGCAGUCAGUAUCAGCAUGUGGGUUGAAAGCCACCAGGAUCACAUUUUCUAUCAUGAAGAUUUCUCUGAUUCUGGACCUUUUACAUUGGGCAUUCAAACAGAGUGGCAGUUGCAACAAAUGAUUAGGUUUGGUAAUCGCAGCCUUCUGGCUUCUGAUUCAAGGUUUGGAACAAAUAAAUUGAAGUACCCUGUUCACAGUCUUGUCGUGUUCAACUCUGACAACAAGGCUAUCCCUGUGGCUUGGAUAAUAGCACCGAGGUUUGCAAGUUCAGAUUUGCAUAGAUGGAUGAGAGCUCUUUACAAUAGAGUUCGCACGAAAGAUCCCACUUGGAAGUUGGCUGGGUUCAUUGUGGAUGAUCCUCUAAGUGAUGUCCAUACAAUCAGGGAUGUAUUUGAGUGCUCUGUAUUGAUAUGCUUUUGGCGUGUCCGUCAUGCUUGGCAUAAGAACUUAAUAAAGAAAUGUCUGGCAACUGAGAUGCGAGUUGAGAUAUCAAGACGGCUUGGGCAGGCAGUGGAUGACAUCUGUCGAAGGCAGGGAACUGUUGGUUUGUUUGAGGAUCUAUUGGAGGAUUUUGUUGACGAGUCAGAUUUUGUGGAUUACUUUAAGGCGAUAUGGUAUCCUAGAAUAGGAGCAUGGACUGCGGCACUAGAAUCUCUUCCCCUUGCCAGCCAGGAGACGUGUGCAGCAAUGGAGUUUUAUCACAAUCAGUUGAAUCUCAGGUUAUUGAAUGAGAAGGACCUUGGUGUUUACCAACGUGCUGAUUGGUUGGUUGAUAAGUUGGGUACAAAAGUUCAUUCUUACUUCUGGCUUGAUGAGUACUCAGGGAAGGAUGAUUUUGCACGAUAUUGGAAAGAUGAGUGGGUGAGUGGAUUGACUACUUGGCGGAAAGCAUGGAAGAUUCCAGACACUGAUGUUAUCAUAGAGGAUAGAUGUGCAAAAGUUUCUGACCAGCUUGAUCGAGAUAAAGUUUAUGUCGUCUGGAAUCCCGGCUCGCAGUUUGGUAUUUGCAAUUGCAGUUGGGCUGAAAUGGGCAAUAUUUGUGAGCAUAUGUUCAAAGUUAUUAAUGUACGCCGUCAUCGAGGAUCUACUAUGCCAUCUAUCAGCCUAUUGCAGUACCACAAGGCAUUGAUAGACUUACUACAUUGCCCACCCCAUGAUUCUUUGAUUCGCGAUCAUGCUGUUUCUUUAGCAGUUUGUGUACAAAAGCAGCUAUAUCAACUAGUUGAUUUAGAUAGCUGUCAAACUACGUUGGAUUCCAAUCAGAAGCUUACUGUAGACAACAUUGAGCAGGAAACUGUUGAGGUGCCUUGUGCCGAUCAAGAUAGACAAUUAGUGAAUCAGAGUAACUGUAUGGAUGAAGACAUAUCUUCUCACGAUGAAAAUUGUGGGAAUGUAAACAAUGAUCCUGACAGUAUUGUAGGUGAUGUUGGUGGUGGGCUGAUUGAUAUGGUUGCCAGUGGAAAUGGCAUUUGUGGUGAGGGGGCUGGUGAAGAAAUUCCUUGUGCUGAUAUGGAUGCUGAGCCAUCAUCCAUCUGUAUUUCUCCACCUGGAUUGUAUUCUGUUGAUGAGGUUGUAGCUCGCACUGUCUUUUCGGAAAGCGGGGAUAGAGUCUUGACUAAUACAGGGAGCAAGAAUCCACUCCCCAAAGAUGCUUUCAGUGAUUGUAAUGGGUUUCAAGAUGAUAUCUUAAAUAAAGAUUGCCAUGAAAGUAUGAUGGAUGUGGAGCCAGUAUCAACUGAUGUUGCUCCAACUGCAGAGUUUCGGGAGAAACACAUAGUGAGCCAUCAAAAUGGUCUUGGAGAGAAUGGUGUUGAGCCUACAGUUUCUGGCAUUCAUGAUGCCGAUCCCAAUGCCCCGUCCAUAUCCUUGCCUGUCGAGUCACCGGUGGUUGAUAUGGAUGAAACUUCUGGCAUCAAGGAGAAGAAUGAAGGUGUAGACUUGAAUAGUGGAAAUGGAAGCAUAACUAAGAACACAUCCUUUGCUGUCAAUAAUAUCUCAGGAGAUGGUGUUCAUGAUGAUAUUGCACAUGAUUCUGAUGUUGGUCAUGACACAAAGGCAGUUUGAACCAUGGUGGCUGAACGCUCGGAAUCAUUGGUAUGAUGCCCAUUAAUGGCAGAUUACAUCAAGGAACAAUGACAUUCUCAGGUUUCAGCUUUUGGAACCGGUUCUUGUCAUGGGGAUCUGAAUAGAAGCCAUUCGCUAAUGGUGUCAGUGGUGGGAGAAAAGAGAGGCCUCUGUUUUGCCUUGGUCACGAAACAUUGGGAAACGUAGCUGCUAUAUAGUUAUAGGAUGCGUGGUUCACUCGUGCAGGGUGGGUUACGUAGCCAGGAAUUUUUUAAAGUUCCUUGGUGCUUGGAUAUCCUGUAUCUUGGUGUUUUGUUUUGUGUUUUUUUUCUUUUCUAAAUCGGUAUCUGUCAAAACAUCUAGGUGUUAUAAGUGCGUUUCUACUAUUUGGGACAAUUUGAUCCCUAUGCCGUCUUUGUAGGUUUGAUUCGUAGAUUUCACUUCUGUUGAAAAACAGUGUAAUUUGCAGCAUGCACAACUAGAAAAUUGUCUUUAGAAUA
Molecule: messenger RNA, 3934 nt
Organism: Juglans microcarpa x Juglans regia
Lineage: Eukaryota; Viridiplantae; Streptophyta; Magnoliopsida; Fagales; Juglandaceae
Exons: 7
Coding region: 630-3434 (934 amino acids)
Molecular function (GO): zinc ion binding
Source: RefSeq, a predicted model, not a curated record